Molecule: messenger RNA, 1731 nt
Organism: Ananas comosus (pineapple)
Lineage: Eukaryota; Viridiplantae; Streptophyta; Magnoliopsida; Poales; Bromeliaceae
Product: protein NRT1/ PTR FAMILY 5.10-like
Exons: 5
Coding region: 92-1696 (534 amino acids)
Biological process (GO): transmembrane transport
Cellular component (GO): membrane
Molecular function (GO): transmembrane transporter activity
Source: RefSeq, a predicted model, not a curated record
GCGGCAGCAUCGACGCCGCCCCCGACCACGCGUUCGCCGCCGCCGCCGCCGCGGCGUUCGUCUCCCCCAUCGGCCCCGUCAGGGCUACGGCAUGUUGACUCUCUCAUCCACACUCCCAUUUCUCCGCCCUCCGAAAUGUAUGGACUCCGCGAAUUCUUCGACAUGCCAACCUUCGCUUUUUCAAGUGGCCUUCUUCUAUGUAUCUCUCUAUCUCAUAGCCUUUGCUCAAGGCGGCGACAAGCCUUGUGGCCUAGCAUUUGGAGCCGACCAGUUCGACCAAAAUGACCCAAAGGAGAGCGUCUCGCGGAGCUCCUUCUUUAACUGGUGGUACUUUGUCAUGUCCAUGGGCAUGACCGUUGCGGUUGCCGUACUAAGUUAUGUUCAGGAUAACAUCGGUUGGGGCGUCGGCUUUGGAAUCCCUGGUGUUAUUAUGUCCUUCGCUCUUAUCAUCUUCUUGCUCGGGACGAAGAUGUAUAGAUUUUAUGUAGUGGACAAGGAAAGCCCCUUUGCCCGAAUAGGCAAGACGUUCGUGUCAUUGGCGAGGAAUUGGAAAGCGAGCCUUCUUCAACCGAGAGAAGAUAUAGAAAGACAACAAGACAAAUUUUUGACUAGGGAAGAUGAAUGUGAACAAAGUCGCAUAGAAGAAGCCAAGAGAGUCCUCCGAUUGUUCCCGAUAUGGGCGACAAGCUUAGUAUAUGCCGUCGCCUUCGCUCAAUUGGCCACCUUCUUCACUAAGCAAGGAAGGACUUUAGAUAGAAGCAUCACUUCAAGCAUACAAGUUCCACCCGCGGCUCUACAAAGCUUCGGAAGUCUAACUAUCAUGGCCUUCGUCCCCAUAUACGAUCGAAUCCUCGUGCCCUUAGCUCAGAAGUUUUCGAAGCUACAUUCGGGCAUCACCAUGCUUCAAAGAGUCGGCAUUGGAAUGACCAUAUCCUUUAUCUCAAUGAUAGUAGCAGCUCUAGUGGAAAUGAAGAGGCUUAAGACGGCUCAAGAUUUCGGCUUGAUCGACGAGCCAAAAGCCACUAUUCCAAUGAGCUUUUGGUGGUUGGUUCCUCAAUACAUGCUCAUUGGGCUCGCCGAUGUGUUUAUUGUUGUAGGAUUGCAGGAGUUCUUCUACGAUCAGGUCCCCGACGGUUUAAGAAGCCUCGGGCUCGCUCUCUACACGAGUAUAAUGGGGAUCGGUAGUUUUAUUAGUAGUGCUCUCAUUUCCGUGAUCGAUGAAAUGACAAGCAAGAACGGUGAUAGUUGGUUCUCGAAUAACUUAAACCGAGCGCAUCUCGAUUACUUCUAUUUGCUUCUCGCAGGUCUCGGUCUUUUAGAAUUAUGCUUAUUCUUGUACUUUACGCGCAAUUAUAACUAUAAGAAGAAGAUUCCGUUGAUCGGCGUCGUCGACUACCGCGGCCGCCCCGUCCGCCGCUCCUCCUCCGGCCGCUGGACCGCCGCGCUCUUCGUCAUGGGGCUCGAGUUCGCGGUGCGGUUCGCGUACUACGGCGUGUCGUCGAACCUGAUCACGUACCUGACGGGGCCGCUGGGGCAGUCGAAUGCCGCCGCCGCCGCCGCCGUGAACGCGUGGUCGGGCGCCGCGUCCAUGCUGCCGCUGCUCGGCGCCUUCGUCGCCGACUCCUUCCUCGGCCGCUACCGCACCAUCGUCCUCGCCGCCCUCCUCUACACGGCGGUCCGUAACAAUUCUUUCUAAAAUUAAAAUCUAAUUCGAUAGAUAAAUAAAAUAUG